This is a messenger RNA of Eubalaena glacialis (North Atlantic right whale), 5805 nucleotides long. It is a transcript of the gene ROCK2, whose product is annotated as Rho associated coiled-coil containing protein kinase 2. The transcript is spliced from 33 exons. The record is from RefSeq and is a predicted model, not a curated record. Lineage: Eukaryota; Metazoa; Chordata; Mammalia; Artiodactyla; Balaenidae. Gene Ontology annotation, molecular function: ATP binding; small GTPase binding; Rho-dependent protein serine/threonine kinase activity. Bases 460 to 4626 code for a protein of 1388 amino acids. Gene Ontology annotation, cellular component: cytoplasm; centrosome; cytoskeleton. Gene Ontology annotation, biological process: smooth muscle contraction; regulation of actin cytoskeleton organization; Rho protein signal transduction.
CCGCGCGGGAGUGUGUGAGGGGCGCGGGCUUGUGGGACUGAGGCUGCCGACGGCGGUCAUGGGAGCGGGCUGGGGGCGGCCGUAGUUGUCGGAGCCUGGGCUUCAGCUUCCCCGAGCCCCAGAGGGCGGGACAGUCCCGGCCCGGCGGUGGCGGCGCCACUUCCCCGCUCCCGCCCUCGGGGUCCUGAGGGAGCUCGCGGCGGAGGAACGGACCGGGCGGCGCGAAUCUGACUGAGGGGCGGGGACGCCGUCUGUUCCUCGCCGUUCUCGGCCGGGCCUGGCCGGCCUCUCCGACACCCCCAGGUCCCGGGGCGCUGAGACCCGAAACCGGAGCUCGAGGCGGGCGGUGGGCCCGGGCGGAGCCCCGGCCGGAGCCGGCGGUUCGAGGGCGGCGCUAGGCCCCGAGGCGGCCGGGCCGGAGCGCGGGGAGCGGGGUGCGGGCCCGGCGGUGGCGGCGGCAUGAGCCGGCCCCCGCCGACGGGAAAGAUGCCCGGCGCCCCCGAGGCCGUGUCGGGGGACGGCGCGGGCGUGAGCCGCCAGAGGAAGCUGGAGGCGCUCAUCCGAGACCCUCGGUCGCCCAUCAACGUGGAGAGCUUGCUGGAUGGCUUAAAUUCCUUGGUCCUUGAUUUGGAUUUCCCUGCUUUGAGGAAAAACAAAAAUAUAGAUAAUUUCUUAAAUAGAUAUGAGAAAAUUGUGAAAAAGAUCAGAGGUCUACAGAUGAAGGCAGAAGACUACGAUGUUGUAAAAGUUAUUGGAAGAGGUGCUUUUGGUGAAGUCCAGUUGGUUCGUCAUAAGGCAUCACAGAAAGUUUAUGCUAUGAAGCUUCUUAGUAAGUUUGAAAUGAUAAAAAGGUCAGAUUCUGCUUUUUUCUGGGAGGAAAGAGAUAUUAUGGCCUUUGCCAACAGUCCCUGGGUGGUUCAGCUCUUUUGUGCCUUUCAAGAUGAUAAGUAUCUGUACAUGGUAAUGGAGUACAUGCCUGGUGGAGACCUUGUAAACCUUAUGAGUAACUAUGAUGUACCUGAAAAAUGGGCCAAAUUUUAUACUGCUGAAGUUGUUCUUGCUUUGGAUGCCAUACACUCCAUGGGUUUAAUUCACAGAGAUGUGAAGCCUGACAACAUGCUUUUGGAUAAACAUGGACAUCUAAAAUUAGCAGAUUUUGGCACAUGUAUGAAGAUGGAUGAAACAGGCAUGGUGCAUUGUGAUACAGCAGUUGGAACACCUGAUUAUAUAUCACCUGAGGUCCUGAAAUCACAAGGGGGUGAUGGUUACUAUGGGCGAGAAUGUGAUUGGUGGUCUGUGGGUGUUUUCCUUUUUGAGAUGCUGGUGGGGGAUACUCCAUUUUAUGCAGAUUCACUGGUAGGAACAUAUAGCAAAAUUAUGGAUCAUAAAAACUCACUAUGUUUCCCCGAAGAUGCAGAAAUUUCUAAACAUGCGAAGAAUCUCAUCUGUGCCUUCUUAACAGAUAGGGAGGUACGACUUGGAAGAAAUGGGGUAGAAGAAAUCAAACAACAUCCUUUCUUUAAGAAUGAUCAAUGGAAUUGGGAUAACAUAAGAGAGACGGCAGCUCCUGUGGUACCUGAACUCAGCAGUGACAUAGACAGCAGCAAUUUUGAUGACAUUGAAGAUGAUAAAGGAGAUGUAGAAACCUUCCCAAUUCCUAAAGCUUUUGUGGGAAAUCAGCUGCCUUUUAUAGGAUUUACCUACUAUAGAGAAAAUUUGCUAUUAAGUGACUCUCCAUCUUGUAAAGAAAAUGAUUCAAUACAAUCAAGGAAAAACGAAGAGAGUCAAGAGAUUCAGAAAAAACUAUACACAUUAGAAGAACACCUUAGCAGUGAGAUACAAGCCAAAGAGGAACUAGAGCAGAAGUGCAAAUCUGUUAAUACUCGCCUAGAGAAAGUAGCAAAGGAGCUAGAAGAAGAGAUUACCUUAAGGAAAAAUGUGGAAUCAGCAUUAAGACAAUUAGAAAGAGAAAAGGCGCUUCUUCAGCACAAAAAUGCAGAAUAUCAGCGGAAAGCUGAUCAAGAAGCAGACAAGAAGCGAAAUUUGGAGAAUGAUGUUAACAGUUUAAAAGAUCAACUUGAAGAUUUGAAAAAAAGGAACCAGAACUCUCAAAUAUCCACUGAGAAAGUGAAUCAACUCCAGAGACAACUGGAUGAAACCAAUGCUUUGCUGCGAACAGAAUCUGAUACUGCAGCCCGGCUAAGAAAAACCCAGGCAGAAAGUUCAAAACAGAUUCAACAGCUGGAAUCUAACAAUAGAGAUCUACAAGAUAAAAAUUGCCUGCUGGAGACUGCCAAGUUAAAACUUGAAAAGGAAUUUAUCAAUCUUCAGUCAGUUCUAGAAUCUGAAAGGAGGGACCGAACCCAUGGAUCAGAGAUUAUUAAUGAUUUACAAGGUAGAAUAUCUGGCCUAGAAGAAGAUUUAAAGAAUGGCAAAAUCUUAUUAGCAAAAGUAGAGAUUGAGAAGAGACAACUACAGGAGAGACUUACUGAUUUGGAAAAGGAGAAGAACAACAUGGAAAUAGAUAUGACAUACCAACUAAAAGUUAUACAGCAGAGCUUAGAACAAGAAGAGGCUGAACAUAAGGCUACAAAAGCACGGCUGGCAGAUAAAAAUAAGAUUUAUGAAUCCAUUGAAGAAGCUAAAUCAGAAGCCAUGAAAGAAAUGGAGAAAAAGCUCUUGGAGGAAAGAACUUUAAAACAGAAAGUAGAGAACUUGUUGCUGGAGGCUGAGAAAAGAUGCUCUAUAUUAGACUGUGACCUCAAACAGUCACAGCAGAAAAUAAACGAACUCCUCAAACAGAAAGAUGUGCUAAAUGAGGAUGUUAGAAACUUGACAUUAAAAAUAGAGCAGGAAACUCAGAAGCGCUGCCUUACACAAAAUGACUUGAAGAUGCAAACACAGCAAGUUAACACACUAAAAAUGUCAGAAAAGCAGUUGAAACAAGAGAAUAAUCAUCUCCUAGAAAUGAAAAUGAGCUUGGAAAAACAGAAUGCUGAACUUCGAAAAGAACGUCAAGAUGCAGAUGGGCAAAUGAAAGAGCUCCAAGAUCAGCUUGAAGCAGAGCAGUAUUUCUCAACCCUCUAUAAAACACAGGUUAGGGAACUUAAAGAAGAAUGUGAAGAAAAGACCAAACUUUGUAAAGAAUUACAGCAGAAGAAACAGGAAUUACAGGAUGAAAGGGACUCCUUGGCUGCUCAACUGGAGAUUACCUUAACCAAAGCAGAUUCUGAGCAACUGGCUCGCUCAAUUGCUGAAGAACAAUAUUCUGAUUUGGAAAAAGAGAAAAUCAUGAAAGAGCUGGAGAUCAAAGAGAUGAUGGCUAGACACAAACAGGAACUCACUGAAAAAGAUGCUACAAUUGCGUCUCUCGAAGAAACUAAUAGGACACUGACCAGUGAUGUUGCCAAUCUUGCAAAUGAGAAAGAAGAAUUAAAUAACAAAUGGAAAGAUGCCCAAGAGCAACUAUCAAGGUUGAAGGAUGAAGAGAUAAGUGCCGCAGCUAUUAAAGCACAGUUUGAGAAGCAGCUGUUAACAGAGAGAACACUCAAAACUCAAGCUGUGAAUAAGUUGGCCGAGAUCAUGAAUCGGAAAGAACCUGUCAAGCGUGGUAGUGACACAGAUGUGCGGAGAAAAGAAAAGGAGAAUAGAAAGCUACAUAUGGAGCUUAAAUCUGAACGUGAAAAACUGACCCAGCAGAUGAUCAAGUAUCAGAAAGAACUGAAUGAAAUGCAGGCUCAAAUAGCUGAAGAGAGUCAGAUUCGAAUUGAACUACAGAUGACACUGGACAGUAAAGACAGUGACAUUGAGCAGUUGCGGUCCCAGCUCCAGGCCUUGCAUAUUGGUCUGGAUAGUUCCAGUAUAGGCAGCGGACCAGGGGAUGCUGAAGCAGAUGAUGGGUUCCCAGAAUCAAGACUAGAAGGAUGGCUUUCAUUGCCUGUGCGAAACAACACUAAGAAAUUUGGAUGGGUUAAAAAGUAUGUGAUUGUAAGCAGUAAGAAGAUCCUUUUCUAUGACAGUGAACAGGAUAAAGAACAAUCUAAUCCUUACAUGGUUUUAGAUAUAGACAAGUUAUUUCAUGUCCGACCAGUUACACAGACAGAUGUGUAUAGAGCAGAUGCUAAAGAAAUUCCAAGGAUAUUCCAGAUUCUGUAUGCCAAUGAAGGGGAAAGUAAGAAGGAACAAGAAUUUCCAGUGGAGCCGGUGGGAGAAAAAUCAAAUUAUAUUUGCCACAAGGGACAUGAAUUUAUUCCUACUCUGUAUCAUUUCCCAACCAAUUGUGAGGCAUGUAUGAAGCCAUUGUGGCAUAUGUUUAAACCUCCUCCUGCUUUAGAGUGCCGUCGCUGUCACAUUAAAUGUCAUAAAGAUCACAUGGAUAAAAAGGAGGAAAUUAUAGCACCUUGCAAAGUGUAUUAUGAUAUUUCAUCGGCAAAGAAUCUAUUGUUAUUAGCAAAUUCUACAGAAGAGCAGCAGAAGUGGGUUAGUCGGUUAGUGAAAAAGAUACCGAAAAAGCCUCCGGCUCCAGACCCUUUUGCACGGUCGUCUCCUAGAACUUCAAUGAAAAUACAACAAAACCAGUCUAUUAGGCGGCCAAGUCGACAGCUUGCCCCAAACAAACCAAGCUAACUGCCUUCUAUGAAUGCAGUCAUUAUUCAAGGUGAUCAUAUUCUUACAGUUGAAACAAGACUGAAAUGUGAUGGCCCAAAAUUUAUUAAAAAGCUAUAUUUUCCUGAGAGACCGACACACACAUAUAUGUUCCCUUUAUUCCUGCAAUAUAAAUUCUAAAUGUUGGAUAGAUUUUUCUGGGCUCCUUUGGAGCAACAAGUUGAACGAACAGUGAUUGGUUAAUAGAGUAAGAGUAUCAUGUGCAACUCUUCCAAACUUGUUCCAUAAAGCUCUCUUAGCAUCACUCACACUACAUUGCAUAAAAGGACUGAGAAGAGUUAAAGAAAUCAUCUUUUCAGCUUCAGCAGAGAGAUUUCACCAGCACAUUUGCCAGAAGAAUCUGGGAAUGGAUUCCACUACGGUGAUAUAGACUGCAUCUUUAAGAAGUGACCAUUAUACUGUGUAUGUGUGUGUGUGUGUGUGGAUGUAUAUAUACACAUGUGCGCGCGCACACACACACACACACACACACACAUCUAUAUAGUACUGUAAUACUGCAAGAGGGUUUUUUUAACUUCCCACUUUAUUUUUUUAUAAACAUUAAUCAGAUAUCAUUACUUACUGCAGUUGCAACUAUGCAUUUGUAUAAAGCCAUAAUGUUGGAGUUUAUAUCACUCAUUUGUGUGUACCUGAUGGAAGCUGCAUGUUCAUGUUUAAGCAAUUACUGUAACAGGAAGUUUGACGUUAAUUAUAUCAGUUUCCUAAUGCUUCAUAAUAGGCAACUUUACCCAUUUUGAAUGCCUUAAUUUAAUUUUUUUUCAAAAUCUCUACCCUUUUCUGUAUUAAAAAAAAAAAGAAAAGAAAAAGUGUUUACCAGCUCUUAGGAUGCAAAUUUGCUUUGCAGAAGAAAAAUAGUGCACUAUUUUUACACAUAAUAGUUAACAAUGUCAGCCUAUUUUGAUUGUAUAAGAGAAUUUUUUUUUUUAAGUAUUGGUGAUAGAAACAGUAAUGGAUAGUAUUGGAACUAAUAUAUCUUUUAUGUAUGUCUAUUAUUCAUCCAACCCUUUUUACAGACCUCAGUAUUAGUGUGUGACUAUGAAAUGUUUUCUUUUAAUUUCCUGGCUACCCUAGGUAUGUUUUUAUUUCUGAUAAAGAUAUUUGUGACUAUUUUUACAUUUUCACACUCAAGAUUCAAAAAUU